CCGGCAUGUUGGGUGUUGUUGGAGGUUUCCUGACCUCUCAGUGUGGACAGAAGUGGGACGAUGAAGAGGGUGAUUGAGUGAACAAAGUGUAACAGAGAUCCCGAGCAGUCAUGAGUAUCAGACAUGUUACCCGGAGACCAUUUACCUGUGGACGAGAAGGAAGAACAGAGCAACCUGACUAAAGGUGGUGGGUCUUUAAAAUCACCACAGGAAAUCCUCUUGACAUGUGACCCUGUUAGCAGAGGAAAUACCAUCCCCACUGACCUCAUCAGCACCCAGCCUCUACCUGCAUCACAGGGGGCAACAGGGCCGAGGAGACCUCAGUGUGACCUCCAAAAGCCCACCUGCCCACGAUGUGGCCUCACAGACCCGAACCACAGACUCUCCCCUCUUCCCCCAAGCCUGAACCGGCUGCAAGGCUCCAGCCUGUCGGUGCACAGCGGCGGCAGCAGCAGCAGCAGGAGGAGCAGGGGGAGCAGGGGGAGCAGGGGCAGAGGCAGUGCGGCCGGCUCACACCAACCUGCAGCUACACCAAGUGACUCCUGUUUUCACCUGCUGCUGGCGUGCCUGUCGUGCCAGUGCUCCGUGCUGCUCCUCAGUCUGCUGGAGGCCUGCUCCUCCUGUCUCCAUGCCCUCUGCUCUUCCUGCUGCCACGCCUGCGCCCGCUGCUGCUCGGCCAUCCAGGAGGCGCCUGUGGAGGAGCUCAACUGCCACGCCCACUGCCACUCUGUCAUGUUCGAGUCCUGCUGCGAGCCCACCGAGUGUCUCGAGUUCUGCCUGGAGUGCUGUGAGAUCUGCCAUCGCAGCUAGGAGGCAGAUGGGAGGCAGAGGCUAGGAGGCAGCUGGAACGACAGCUGGAACGACAGGCCUGAGGACUAACUUCUGGGAGACCAAUGUGGGAUAUGUUAGUAGUACAAUGACACUGCUCGUGCCCAAACAUCCGCUUGUUGAUCCCUCAAAGUUGUGAAGCACACAAACUGCCAUUCUUUGUGAUCACUGGUGUCUCUACUCAUUAUUUUUUCACCAUUUGCUGCUAAAAUAAUAUAUCUUAGUUCAACUUACACAAUUAACAGGAGAUUUGACUUCAGUGAAUCACAUUCUUCUUCAGUGAGGGGAAUAUUCUGUAUAUGCCGGAUAAAGCACUUAAGCAGUGGUUUGAUAUUUAGUGAAAUACUUCUAUUCAUUUUCUUGCUGAGAGUUAAAUAUGACGAUUGAUACCUGGGACUACAGCCAUGAGGCCAUUAGCUUAUCUUACCAUUAGAUAAGCUAAUGGCUUGUGUACAGGGGAAUAUUAAGGCAUAUGUGAAAAAAACUGCACGUUUCACAGCAUCUCUGUUUCAGUGGUAGUGGCUUGAGACGACAUUAGCCACUACUAGCAUAACACAUCCAAAUCUCCAAUGAACUGUUGACAGUCAAAUUGCUUUGUGGGUAACAUAGGUGCCAGGUUUUGACAAGGAAGAAGACUGUGUUGAAAAAAGACAACAUGUCUGAUUCUGCUGCAUAGAUUUGUUUUGUUUUUUUUAAAUGGUCCAACUAAGCUGACAGAGUAGUUCUAUAUUUUAAGUUCUAUGGUGUUGGAAUGCUGCAAAACAAAACCAAAAGGAAGGAAUAAAUUAAUUAUCUCAGAGGUGAUUUUUUUCAGAAUCAAGGACCUUUUGAAAUAUUAAAUGAAAUUUAUCAAGGUCAUUUGUUCCAUAUGAUAAACAUUCUUGGACUGACAGGAUGAAUAAAACUGAAGCCAGUGUGGGACUUAUUAGUACUGUAGUGCUGUUCACAUUGCAGCACAACCAAAUUAUUAUUUUUGGAUACCACAGAGAGACCAACACCGAUGUCUGAACAAGCUACAGUCAGUGCAUUCAAAAUUCAGGCCUUAUUGCACAGAAAUACCUUUUGUUUGUACAUUAUGUAGCAUUAAAUGACUUUGACCCUGCAAGACCCUGAACGAGAGGGGUCUACCUCUUUGCUCAUUCUUGUUCGGGUUCUCAUGUUGCAAGAUUGCAGGUUUGACUUCUCCCUGCACAGCUCUUUGCAGCUGAGGAACGGGGCGACACAAAACUUGUCAGCUCUCUCUUGAAUCCCUUUUCAUAUUUGUCAUAUAAAGCGCUUAGAACAUAAAAGGACGCUUAUUCUCCCCAGAUCUUGGAAGAUUGAAGCAGGCUCCUUUAAAGUUGCCACGCGAGAUGACAGCAGAGAGGCAAAGUAAACAGCCAAAAAUAAAACAAAGCUGCGAUAAAGACAACACUGUCAAUCUGUCCGGACGAGCCAAGAGGCUCAUUUAAAUCACGUUAGAGCGAAUAAAUCGAAUUUAAGUAUCUCUUUUGCCCACAACACAUUUGGAUUCUGCUAGUGACAAGAAGCAGUGGUGAUGUCUAAUUUAGAGCAUGGCGAGCGUACACCAACAAAUAAACACUCAGGUUUGUUCCACUUGUCCCCCUCAAUUUGUUAUACCCUUUACCCAGAGCGGAUGUCUACCUCCACAAAUCACAAACAGCUGAUAUUGUCAGAGUGAAUUCAGAUUCCUACAUAUGUUGCAGCCACACAGGUAAUAAAUUGUUUUAGCCAGAAAGCACGUAUUUGUCUUUGAACUCACCAUUAACAUAUAAAAUUAUUUUGGUGAAAACAAUGCCACAACUUUUCAUUUUAUGGUAGGAAAAACAAAAACAAAACUAACAGCUACAGUAAACACAACACUUUUCAGUUUUCUUUCUAUGAAUUGAUUAACUGACCAACAGAAAAUGAAUCAGUAAUUAUGUUAAUUGAUAUGAUUUAAUCAUUUAAGUCAUUUUACAAAUGAAAUUACCAAAUAUUCCCAAACGUCUUCUAAGUCUUAUGUGAUUAUUAGUUAAUCGAUAAUGUGUGAUUAGAAUAAUUUUAGUUGUUAAUAACAAAAAAAAAUAAUUUAGAAAAAGGGAUGAUGAAAAAUGACAAAAAAAAAAAUCUAUCAAGUUGCAACUAGUAACAGCUAGUUAAAAGAAAUUAUUUGCACCAUAACUGAUGACAUUUUGUUCCCUAUAUUAAUCAUUCAAUUUGAUCAGCUUGAAAUUUCAACAAUAAUCACUCUGAGACUGAGCAUCUUGACUUUUUCUUUCCUCUCCAUACUGGAUCUGUCACACUGCACAGAAGGUUAACUAAUCAUGUUUGAAAAUCCACUACCAGAUAGUUUCUCCCUGUAGAUUAGACAGGAAACAGUCGAGGGUUAACAACUUGGGCAAUUAGGUGUAAUUUGCUGAUUAAAUUAAAUUAAAUUAAAAAGUGACCAUUUCUAUUCUCCGAUUUUGCAGCUUUGCACACUUAUUGACAUGGCUUUAAAAAUGUUUGACUUUUCUUGUAUCAUUAUUUUGUGUCAUGCUUUCAUUUGGGUGACAGUCAAAGUUUGAGAAAUGCAUUUGCAAGUUUGUAUCAUUGCGGCAAGAUUUAUAAAUAAAAUGGCCUGUUCAGUUGACAACCUCA
This is a messenger RNA of Lates calcarifer (barramundi perch), 3450 nucleotides long. RefSeq names its product myoD family inhibitor domain-containing protein-like. Bases 124 to 810 code for a protein of 228 amino acids. The record is from RefSeq and is a predicted model, not a curated record. Lineage: Eukaryota; Metazoa; Chordata; Actinopteri; Centropomidae. The transcript is spliced from 4 exons.